AUGGUAAAUUUGGGUCGCUUUGAUAGACUUGCUCAAAAUCUGGUGAUGCCACGUAGAAGGAACUGGCGCAUGGCUGCGCCGAAGAUGGGGAACCAGAAUCGUGCCAGCAAUGACAAUAGACUCGUGGAUACUAGCCACGUAAAAAAUAGUACGAAAGACCCAACAAUUGACGCAACAGAUGACGGACCUUUUAGACUCGUGGAAGCUAGCCACGUAAAAAAUAGUGCUAAAGACUGGGGGGAUACUGCCUCCUUAAAAAGAGUACAAGAUUUGCCUUCGGGCACGAAUAACAGUGCAGAUUUGCCUUCGGGCACGAAUAACAGUGCAGAUUUGCCUUCGGGCACGAAUAACAUUGAAAAUUUGCCUUCGGGCGCCAGUAACAUUGAAAAGUUGCCUUCGGGUGUCAGUUUGCCUAUGGGCACUAGAUUAUUUGGAACAAUUAAUCAAGCAAAUAAUGUAUUUCCAUCUUUCUCUAGAGGAGUUCAGUGCACAUGCAAUGCUUUGAUGUCUAUCAUUUUGCAAAAUGCAUCCACUUCAUUAGAACUUGAUAAGGUGCUCUUUUCUGGGGAUGAGUUAUUUAGAGUUAGAAUUGCAGAAUUACAGUCAACUGUUCAGUUUGUUUCAAAAAUGCUUCAAUUUCAAGAACUUCCCAAGUCUGUCUAUGUGCAUGACAACCAGUAUGAAAUAAGCUAUUUUGAACAGAUUUAUGGAACUGUGACACAUGUAGAUUGGGAUCAGUCAUGUCAAAGUAAUAAUUUGAAGGAAGGUAUUGAGCUGCUCUUUACAAGGUAUAAUCAAGGAUUAAUUAUAGUCGGAGGAAUUUGCUCUGCAAUAUAUGUGGAUGACAAGAACUGUCCUGUAUUCUUUGAUUCACAUUCUCAUGGAGAGGACGGCCUUUCAUGUGCAGAUGGUAGAGCUAUUAAAAUCACUUUCAGUGAUAUUGAUCAACUUGUGGAUUACAUGUUUGCAUUUUAUCAAAGUUGUAAUAUUUCCAUGAUAAGCCAGAUUGAGAUUCAACCAGUGUUUGUAACACAAAAAACAAGUGUGCCCACUUCAGGAACUGAGAGGCUUUCCUUAAUUGACAAAUACUUUGACUUCCAAGAGAACAUGUCUAGAAAAUGUAACAUUUCUGAAUCAUCGCAAGGAAGUCGAAAUGACUAUAUGAGAAAUUAUAUGAGGAAAAGGAGGGAAAAUUCGCAGAUAAAACAGAGGGACAAAGAAAGCACUUUAAGAAGUAUGACCAAGGCAAGGCAAAGUACAGAAUUUAAAAAGAGAGAACUUGCUUCCCAAAGAACUGUUAGAGAAAAUCCUAAGACAAAGCUAAAGCUGAGAGAAAGUACUUUAAAAAGUAUGACCAAAGCAAGACAGAAUAAGGAAUUUAAAGAGAGAGAACUUGCUUCCAAACAAAGGGCCAGAGAAAAUCCUGAGACAAAGCAGAAGGAUAGAGAUAGUACUUUGAAAAGUAAAAACAAAGCUAGACAAAACAGAGAGUUUAAAGAAAAAGAGCUUGAUUGUAAAAGACGGGUCAGAGAAAAUCCUGAGAUAAAGCAGAAGGAUAGAGACAGUACUUUGAAAAGUAAAAACAAAGCUAGGCAAAACAGAGAGUUUAAAGAAAAAGAGCUUGAUUGUAAAAGAAGGGUCAGAAAAAAUCCAGAGGCAAAGGUCAAGGACAGAGAAAGUACCUCAAAAUGUAUGAACAAGCAAAGUAGAAAAAAUUACAGCGAAAAAGAAAAAGAGAGUGAUAGAGUUUCUAAAGCUAAAAGGAGGCUUGAUUCAGAAUUCACAGACCAUGAAAACAAUUUAAGUAAGAGAAGGUUUCAUGGUAAUUCUUUGGAAGAUUGCAUACAGAAAUUCCAUGAACAAGUGAAAAUUGGUCCACUUUAUGUGUGUACAUGUUGUCAUCAGACUUGGUUUUUGAAAAGCGUGGUCAAGCUCAAUACAACUAAUCUUAGUAGUAGCAGUAAAAGUAUUUGUACUGGCUUAAAAUCUGUGGAUGGCAUAGAAUGGCUAUGUUUAACCUGCUGUUCAGCUCUGAAGGAUGAAAAAAUUCCAAAACUUUCAGUUAAAAAUGGAAUGAAAUGGCCUGGUAAACCAGAUGCUUUGAAUUUACAUCCACUGGAAGAGAGGUUGAUAUCUCAACGCAUACCAUUUAUGCAAAUUAGAGAAUUACCCAGAGGAGGUCAAAUGUCAGUGAAAGGAAAUGUUGUUAAUGUUCCGGUUGAUAUUCAGCCUACAGUAAAUGCCCUUCCCAGACAAAUAGAUGAGCAUGUGACUAUAGCUGUCAAAUUAAAGAAGAGAUUAUCUCACAAAUCGGCCUGCUUUACAGAAAAUGUUCGUCCGAAUGUGGUUAUAAAUGCUUUACAGUGGCUUAUGAAAAAUAGUGAAUUAUAUAAAAAUUCUGGUAUAGUGAUAGACCAUUCUUGGAGGGAUGAUAUAGAGAAAAGUAAUGAGGAAACAGUGCAAGAACUGAUAGGUAGUUCAAAUGAUAGCGAUGAUCGCGAAUCUGAAGGAAAUGAUGAUGGAUUUUGUGAAGUUUCUUCAGAUGAUUGUAUUCAAGGCAAUUCUGAUACACUUGUUGAUGAAGCAGACAUUGAUACAAAUAAACUCUAUGUGUUUGCCCCUGGAGAAAACCAAAAACCAAUAAGUCUAUUUACAGAUAAAGAUGCAGAAUAUCUGUGUUUUCCAACAAUAUUUUGUGGUCAUCGCAGAGUUGAAAGUGAGGAAAGAGAAGUUCCAGUACACUACAGUGAUAUUGCAAAAUGGGAGUUGCGCAGUGUUGAUAGACGAGCAGCACAAUCUGUACCUAACAUCUUUUUUAAAUUGAAGAAAAUUCAAAUUAAGCAAGUUAGUGACAAAGUUAACUUGGCACUGAGAAGAUGUAAAUCAGAUGGUAAGAAAAUCACUGCAGAACAAGUUUUAAAUCCAGCCUCUGCGGAAAAAAUUGUGAGACUGAAUGAAGGGUAUUAUAUAUUCAGAACACUUCGAAAUUCUCCUGCUUAUCUCUCAUCUAAAAAGAAAGAUGUAUUUGCCAUGAUAAGGCAGUUGGGUCUUCCAACCUGGUUUAUUUCUCUCUCAUCAGCUGAUACCAGAUGGCAAGAUCUGCUUAAAACAUUGGCAACACUAGAUGGAAAAACCCUGUCACAAGAAGAAUUAGAGAAUUUGAAUUGGAGUGAAAAAUCAAAACUAGUGCAACAAGAUCCAGUGACAUGUGCUAGAUUCUUUGACAACAGAGUUCAACUUUUCAUCAAUACUGUGCUUAAAAGUCCUCAUAAUCCUCUGGGUGUUGUCACUGAUGUGUUUCGAAGGGUAGAAUUUCAAAACCGAGGUUCGCCACACAUUCAUAUGCUGGUAUGGACAAGUGAUGCUCCAAAGCACAAAGAAAAUAGCAAUGAGGAAAUUGAACUUUAUGUAGAUAAGUAUGUCACAUGUGGUUCGCAGGAAAAUGAUUCUCAAAUGAAGCAGCUUGUAGAUCUUCAAGUACAUAAGCACUCAAAAACUUGCAAAAAAGGUGGUAGAUCUGUAUGCAGAUUUGGAUUUCCAUUGCCACCUUUGCCCAAAACCAUGCUUCUUGAACCCUUGGAUUUUGAUGUUGACCAUUAUAGAAAGAUAUAUUCUGAUAUUCAGAAGAAAAUGAAUGAUUUCAAAGAUGGUUGUAGUUUAGACUAUGAGUCAUUCUUACAGACUGUAGUAGAAAUGUGUGAGGAUGAGUAUAUAAAAUGUAUUCGAGCUUCCUUGAAAGGUCCUAAAGUGUUUCUGAAGAGAAGUCCGUCUGAGAUGAGAGUGAAUUACUAUAACUCAUCAGUGUUGAAGGCUUGGAAUGCUAACUUAGAUAUUCAGUUUGUACUUGAUCCUUAUGCAUGUGCCACAUAUAUUGUUGCUUAUAUCAGCAAAUCUCAGAGAGGAAUCAGUGCAAUGCUUGAUAAGGCAUCUCAAGAAGCUGCAGAAGGAAAUAUGGAUCUUAAGCGACAAGUCCGACAUAUUGGAAACAAGUUCUUAAACUUUGUUGAGGUCAGUGCACAAGAGGCAAGUUACUUAAUUCUUCAGAUGCCACUUACACAAGCAAGUAGAGAGGUUGUUUUUAUCAAUACCUCACCACCUGAAGACCGAGUUUUCUUACUGAAACAUCAAGAUGAAUUGAACGAGUUACCCAAGGAUUCAACUGAUAUUAAGGCAGAUAGUAUGAUACAAAGAUAUGCAAGAAGACCAAAACUGCUAGAAAAUUGGUGUUUAGCUGAUGUUGUUUCUGAAUUGGAAGUGACUUUCCCAAAAGAAAUCAGAAAAGAUAUACAAGAGGAAGUGAAUGAUGAUAACCCAGAAGAUAAUUCUCAAGAAACUUUUACUGAUCAGGAUGUGUUAGUUCAUUUGAAAAAUGGGAUUAAGAUCAGAAGACGAAAAAACAAACGGGUUAUAAGAUAUGUAGGCUACAGCCAAAAAACAAAUUCUGAACAGUAUUACAGAGAAAGAAUUCUUCUCUUUCUGCCAUGGAGAAAUGAGAAUGCUGACCUACUUGGUAGUCAUCAAACUUAUGAACAGCACUACAGGGAAAAAGCAUGUAUGAUACAAGUGAAACAAAAGCAGUAUGAGCAUUUUGUAGAUGAAUUGGAACAAGCUCGACUUCAGGCAGAAGAAGAUCUUGAUGAUCUGGAGACAGUAGCACCAAACACAGAACAUGCUGAGGCAGAAGAUGCAGAGAUAGGUUCUGAACCAUCCGAGAUAUUUGUUCAUUUUGAUCCUGAUACAGUUCAACACAGAGAUUUUGAUAUUGGGCCGGAACUUGGCUUGUCCUCAAAAGUAUCUGAAACAGAAAUGAGUGCUGUCCGCAUUCCUGAUCAGCAGUAUUAUAAACUUUUGCAAUCCCUGAAUACUAAGCAGAGGGAAUUUUACUAUCAUGUAACAAACUGGAUUCAAAUGGGAGAUGAACCAUUAUAUGCUUUUCUUACUGGUGGAGCAGGUGCUGGAAAAUCAGUGGUUAUUGAUGCCAUUUUUCAAACAUUACACAGAAUAUUGUAUUCAAAAGAAGGUGAAAACCCUGAUGAUAUCAGAAUAUUACUUUGUGCUCACACUGGCAAAGCAGCAUACAACAUCAAAGGGACUACUAUAGCAUCAGCAUUUCACAGAAAAAUGUAUCAAACUCAGCAACACAUGAGUGCAGAUGAACUGAACUCAUUUAGGACAAAAUACCGGAAUUUGUCAGUCGUGAUAAUAGAUGAAAUUUCAAUGGUAGGAAAUAACAUGCUGACAUUUAUAAAUGAUAGACUUCAACAACUUACUGGUAGAAAACAAGAUUUUGGUGGUAUUAGCAUCAUAGCUGUAGGUGAUUUGUAUCAGUUACCACCUGUUGGAGACAAGUGGAUUUUCAAAGAUCUUUCUAAUCCUGGUCAGAGUUUAGCAAAGAAUUUGUGGCAUGAGCAUUUUCAUAUGCAUGAACUCACUGAAAUUAUGAGACAAAAAGAUGACCUCAGAUUUGCAGAAAUGUUAAAUAGGCUACGUGAAAACAAGAUGACAGAUGAAGACAAAGAACUCAUAUCUCAACGAAUCAUCAAGCAAGACUCUGAAGUCUAUCCUAAGGAGGCACCUCAUCUGUUUAUUGAGAACAAGUUUGUAGAUUGUUUUAAUAACAAUCUUAUGGAAAACCUUUCAACAAAUAAAGUAAAUGUAAGAGCAGACACAGAUGUGUUAUCCCAGACAAAACUUUCAGCAUCAGUGAAAUUGAAACUAGUUCAAAACUUGCCUGAAAACCCAGCAUCUACUGGACAAUUAAGAACUAAUUUGGUUAUUGCUGUAGAUAUGCUCUAUGACAUAUCAGUAAAUCUUGCUGUUACAGAUGGAUUGACAAAUGGUGCUUCCUGUGUUGUGAAAUAUAUUGAAUAUAAAGAGUCGCAAUUAAGACCUGCCAUAGUAUGGGUACUGUUUGCUGACUCAAGUAUAGGUAUUUCGCGAAGACAUCAAUAUAGACAUUUGUAUAGCACAAAUGUGAAUACUGCAUGGACUCCGGUAUUUGAAGCUAAAAGAACAUUUGUUUAUAACAGGAAGACAUAUGAGAGAGUUCAGUUUCCCCUGCAACCUUCUGCUGGAAAAACAAUACACAAAGCACAAGGAGCAACUCUUUCGAAGGCAGUAAUCAGCUUAGCACAGACAAAGCAGCGCAAAAUUCCUCAUAUACAUUAUGUUGCACUCUCAAGAGUAAGGUCACUUGAUAGUCUGUUCAUUCUGGAUUUCAAUGAAAAAAGUCUCUCAAAAGAUGAUACUGUUGAUAAAGAGAUGGAAAGAUUGCGAGAAAAUAGAUUGCAACUCUCUUACACACCACUUUACUCCGUAUGUAAAGACAUAAAAUUCUUGUUCAACAAUGCCAGAUCUCUUCACAAACACUUCCUUGAUAUAAAGUCAGAACCAAGUGUUUUAGCUGCAGAUGUUAUUGGUAUUGCUGAAUCUUGGCUUUGGGAAUUAGAUUCUGAUGAAGACUUUACUUUAGAAGGUUUUACAAUGUUCAGGAAUGAUGCAAUUAAGUUCUUCCCAGAACAGACCACAUCAUG
Messenger RNA from Saccostrea cuccullata (small rock oyster), 6533 nucleotides. RefSeq lists its product as uncharacterized. NCBI's taxonomy places the organism in Eukaryota, Metazoa, Mollusca, Bivalvia, Ostreida, Ostreidae. The annotation marks the transcript as partial. The transcript has 3 exons. Gene Ontology annotation, molecular function: DNA helicase activity. The record is from RefSeq and is a predicted model, not a curated record. Gene Ontology annotation, biological process: DNA repair; telomere maintenance.